AUGGCCCAGCUCGUGGGGCUUCUGUGGGCUUGGAUCUGCCUGCUUCACAGUGCGGUCGGCAUGAACUACGAAGAUGGUGAGUGUGUCUUCCCAUUCCAGUAUGAAAAUAAAAUGUUCUAUGAUUGCAUCAAGUUCAAGGCAAAACACAAGUGGUGCUCAGUAAACGCUACUUAUGAAGGAUACUGGAAGUACUGUGCCCGAGAUGACUUUGCAAAAUGUGUGUUUCCCUUCUGGUACAGACGCAUGAUCUACUGGGAAUGUACCGACGAUGGGCAUAAGUUUGGGAAAAAAUGGUGUUCACUGACCAAGAAUUAUAACAAGGACCAAGUUUGGAAAUUUUGCUGA
Cynocephalus volans (Philippine flying lemur) is the source of this 345-nucleotide messenger RNA. Its product is annotated as binder of sperm protein homolog 1-like. Lineage: Eukaryota; Metazoa; Chordata; Mammalia; Dermoptera; Cynocephalidae. Gene Ontology annotation, cellular component: cell surface. Gene Ontology annotation, molecular function: heparin binding. The record is from RefSeq and is a predicted model, not a curated record. The transcript has 3 exons. Bases 1 to 345 code for a protein of 114 amino acids. Gene Ontology annotation, biological process: sperm capacitation.